AUGGCUACUGAGGCUACAACGACUCUUGUGGCAUCCACGUCGGCCCUCGAACCGCCGGUGAACCGCGCGACCUUCGCCUCACUCGGCGUUGAACCGUUCCUCUGCAAGGCGCUCCAGGCCAUGGCAAUCCGCAAGCCGACCGGCGUGCAGGCUGCCUGCAUUCCACAGAUCCUCGCAGGCGCCGACUGCAUCGGUUCCGCUCAGACGGGUUCGGGAAAGACGAUUGCGUUCGCACUGCCGAUCAUGCAGGCGCUCUCGCGGGAUCCGUACGGCGUCUUUGGCGUCGUCCUCACCCCCACCCGAGAGCUUGCCUUCCAGAUCGGCGAGCAGUUUCGCGUCCUUGGCGCAUCGAUGAACCUGCACUCGACCGUCAUCGUCGGCGGGAUGGACAUGAUGCACCAGGCUAUCGAGCUGAGGAAGCAGCCGCACAUCAUCAUCGCCACGCCCGGACGGCUGGUCGACUUGAUGAAGAGCAAUCAGGGCGAGUUCAGUUUGGGGCGUGUCAAGUUCCUCGUUCUCGACGAAGCCGACCGUCUCCUCACGUCCACCUUCGCACCCGAACUCUCUUACAUCAUCGACCAGCUCCCCUCGACCCGGCAAACUCUCCUCUUCACCGCAACGCUCACCGAACCCGUCCUCGCGCUUCAGAACAAGCCGCAAACGCCCGGCAAGCCCAAGGUGUUCACGCAUGUCUCGCGCGAGGUCAUCACGACGCCGGCGGGCUUGACGCAGCGUUACGUAUUCAUCCCGAGCCAGGUCAGGGAGGUCUACCUCACCUACCUUCUCAUCAACCUGUGCGCCCUCACCGGCGCGCAACCCUUACACGCCCCCGCGCCAUCCAAGCCUUCCGGCAAAGGCUCGAGCUCGGCAUCGAAGAAGCGCGAAGAGGCCGAAGACACCGGCCCCGUCCUGCCACAAACGAUCCUCUUCGUCCCACACUGCCGCACCGCCGCCCUCCUCCACUCUCUCUUCUCCCAGCUCCCGUCUCCGAUCCCCUGCACCUCCCUCCACUCGCACCUGACCCAAGCAGACCGCCUCAAGUCGCUCGCCAUGUUCCGCCGCCAAGCUGUCCCGCUUCUGAUCGCGACAGACGUCGGCUCGCGCGGUCUCGAUAUCCCCGAGGUUGCGGUCGUUGUCAACUGGGAGGUGCCACGCGUGCCGGAUGACUACAUUCACAGGGUUGGUAGGACUGCGCGUGCGGGGAGGAAGGGAACGGCUAUCACAUUCGUGACGGAGGGAGACGUCGAGUUGGUGCAGGUGCUCGAGGAGCGGAUAGGUACGCAACUGCAAGAGCUCGAGCUGCCCGAAGAACCCGUUCUCGAGCUGCUCAACUCGGUAUCGAUGGCCAAGCGCAUGGCGAACAUGGAACUGCACUCGGAAGGCUUCGGCGCGCGACAGGAGAACAACAAGAAGAAGCACGGGAUAGACAAGGCGUCGCAGCAGCAGAAGAAGGGCGGGAAGGGACAGAACAAGUCGGCUCAGGCGGCGGGCAAGGGAGGAGCGGUCGGCACGGGGAAGAAGAAGGUCAAGAAGGACAGAGGAGCGGCGGCAGCGUGA
Messenger RNA from Rhodotorula toruloides NP11, 1557 nucleotides. RefSeq names its product ATP-dependent rna helicase dbp8. Gene Ontology annotation, molecular function: ATP binding; nucleic acid binding; RNA helicase activity. The record is from RefSeq and is a predicted model, not a curated record. Bases 1 to 1557 code for a protein of 518 amino acids. NCBI's taxonomy places the organism in Eukaryota, Fungi, Basidiomycota, Microbotryomycetes, Sporidiobolales, Sporidiobolaceae. The transcript has 6 exons.